Coniosporium apollinis CBS 100218 is the source of this 1659-nucleotide messenger RNA. RefSeq names its product choline-sulfatase. Bases 1 to 1659 code for a protein of 552 amino acids. The transcript has 4 exons. The record is from RefSeq and is a predicted model, not a curated record. Gene Ontology annotation, molecular function: sulfuric ester hydrolase activity. Lineage: Eukaryota; Fungi; Ascomycota; Dothideomycetes.
AUGGCACCCCACGCCGAGCUGCCCAACGAGCGUCAAAGUGGAUUUUCAUCGAACUAUCUGCCCCCUCAGCAUGCUGGGGCGGUCAAACCCAACAUUCUAUAUAUCAUGGCCGAUCAGAUGGCUGCCCCAGUACUGAAGAUGCAUGACCCGCAAUCUGUUGUCCAGACGCCGAACAUUGACUCCCUCGCCGCCGAGGGCGUCGUCUUCGACAAAGCCUACUGCAAUGCACCCUUGUGCGCGCCUUCGAGGUUCUGUAUGGUGACCGGUCAGCUACCGUCGAAGAUCGGAGCGUACGACAAUGCUUCCGUGCUGGGCUCAGAUAUCCCGACCUACGCACAUUACCUGCGCAAAGAAGGUUACGAGACUACUUUGGCCGGGAAAAUGCACUUUAUCGGGCCUGAUCAGCUGCACGGCUUCGAGAACCGACUGACCCCGGACAUCUACCCUGGAGAUUUCGGGUGGUCCGUCAACUGGGACAAGCCGGACGAGCGCCAAGAAUGGUUCCACAACAUGGCCUCCGUAUUACAGGCCGGUUCCUGUGUCAGAACAAACCAGCUGGAUUUUGACGAGGAAGUCAUGUACAAGAGCUCGCAGUAUUUGUACGACUACGUCCGAAAGGGACCAUCGAAGAGACCGUUCUGUCUGACAGUUUCUUUGACACAUCCGCAUGAUCCGUAUGCCAUCUCAGAGGAUCUCUGGAAACAGUACGAAGACGUCGAGAUCCCUAUGCCGAAAGUAAACAUCAAGCAAAGCCAGCAAGACUCUCAUUCCAAGAGACUGCUCAAAUGCAUCGACCUUUGGGAUAAUUCGAUACCGGAAGAAGCAAUCCGCCGAGCUCGGAGGGCGUAUUUCGGAGCUUGCACCUAUGUGGACAACCAGGUUGGCAAGCUAAUGAAGAUCUUGAAAGAGUGCAAACUUGACAAGAACACAAUCAUUGUGUUCAGUGGGGAUCACGGUGACAUGCUUGGCGAGCGCAGUCUCUGGUACAAGAUGUCUUGGUAUGAAAUGAGCGCUCGAGUGCCACUGAUCAUUCACUAUCCGCCGCUCUUCGUACCGCGCAGGGUCAGGGAGAGCGUGUCCACUCUUGAUUUGCCCGCCACGCUUGUCAGCCUCGCUGGUGGCCGGCUUAACGAGCUACUCCCAAUGGACGGCCACUCCCUAUAUCCCUCCCUUGUCGGCCGCGCAAUUCGGGAUGAGGUCUUUGGUGAGUACAUGGGCGAAGGCACCGUCUCACCCGUUGUCAUGAUACGCCGCGGACGCUACAAGUACACAACAUCUCUCGUCGAUCCACCGCAGCUGUUCGAUCUCGAAGCCGAUCCGCUGGAACUAUACAAUCUCGCAUCUUCUGAAGACGCUCAGUACUUCGAAGUGGCCGCGCGCUUUGCGGAGGAGGCACGGCAGAAGUGGGAUCUCAAGCGCAUCCACGAGGACGUUUUGGUGGCGCAGCGGCGCCGGAGGCUGUGCUGGUCCGCGCUGACACAAGGACGCUUUGAGUCGUGGGAUUAUGAGCCACCGGCAGAUGCAUCACAAAAGUACAUCAGGUCGACCAUACCUCUGGACGACCUCGAACUCAGGGCUCGAUACCCGCCUGUCGAUGCCGUGGGCCGCGUUAACAUGGCCCGGCAGCCACAUGGGCUCGCAGGCGCCAGGGGUGAAUGA